CAUGUACAGCACUAGUAGGUAUAAUAGCUGGUGCCUCCAUUGUUCCGCACCUGCAGUGGGAGGUGGGGGAGGCAGAUGAGAGACAAUACUCUACUGAAACUCUGCAGUUUAAGUGGAAGGUUAGAGUCUCACCUUUGUCAUGGAACCGGAGACCAGAAAAUAGUACAGAACGAUAGUGUUGUUUUCAUUUUGAUCGAUUUCACAGUAAUAAAGGUUCAGCUCUCUGCAGUUAUUCUGCUGUUUUGAAGUCACCAUCCCGAGCUCGGAUGCUGCCUCCUUCCCUCUGAAGUCUCCAUGUGGUUGUUGCACCUCUCGUACCUAUGAUGGUGCAGUAUGAGGCUCAUGCAGAAGCAGGAUCUAUUUUUGAAAUGUAAAAGGCUGUUUUCUAAAGCCCUGACUGGGGAGAAGUCGGCUUACUGACCUUGAAGAUUCAUCAGUAUGUAGUUUCUCCAUUGUAAUCGCAGGGGGGGCUUUCAAGACGGUGACUGGAGGAGAAUAUCUUUUUACUGCAUGGGCACCUGCGCUGACACGAUGUCCCAUGGGAUUAUGUUAAUGUGAGAACAGAAACGAUGCAGACGCGUGUUCAUGCGAGAUACAUAUCACUUUAAUAUUAAUUGAUAUUUCUUUUGGAAAGAUUUAUUAUUAUUUUUUUCCUUUUUUCUUUUUGAAGUAUGUGUGUGCGCAUCAACACAUGAUAUAGUCCCGAUAAUGGUGGAAUGUGGUUAGUGGUCUUCAGUAUUUCAUCUGAGUGAUUUACUAUGUUAAGGUGUGACCUCAUCAUCCCGGCUCCAUGAUCCUCCCCUCGCAGCUCAAGCAGACAGCCCUGAUAUCAUGCACACACACCUACAUACACACAUCCACAUACACAGGGACAAACAGAACAGCAGGAGAGGGGACUUGAGGCAUCUUUGGAGAUUUUAUCAUUUUAUUUCCUACGUGUGUCUAUCUCUCGGUUGUCUGCGCAUGGAAGAGACAGUCGGGGAGUGAGGGAGAGAGAAAGCGAAGCAUAGGUGGCGAACGGGAGGGAGCGAGGAUCAUGCAUGUGCAUUAACUCAGCUCCAGCGGCGCAGCAGCAGCAGCAGCAGCAGCAGCAGCAGCAGCAGCACAAGAGCGAAAGAGAGAGAGAGAGAAAGACAGAGAGGGAGAGUUAGAGGGAGGGUAGUAGUCUCAGGCACAAGAACAAAAGCUGCAGAGGACUGGUUUCCAUCUCCACUAAAAGAACAACGGAGGAGUAAUAGAAGGAGGAGGGGUGGUCAUGAUUACAGUAAGACAAUAACGGAGGAGGAGAGGCACAUUGUAGUUAGUGACGACUGAAACCGAGGGUAUUCUCUUCUCUGCUCUCCAUGUUUUUGGGGAAUCAACCACUGCCUUCGUCUCCAAACCCAGAGGAGGAUGUCCGUGUCGGGGAAGAAGGAAUUUGACGUGAAGCAGAUCCUCAGGCUCCGCUGGCGCUGGUUCAGCCAUUCAUCCCAGGGUUCGGCCGGUGGCGGGGGCGGUGGCGGCGGGGGCGUGGGAGGCUACAUCCAGCAGGAUGGCCUGGACCACAGGGGGACGCCCGUCCAGGGCCGGCUGAAGAGUCACUCGCGGGAACGGGGUGGCGGGGGACUACGGAAGAACAGCCCGGUGCACAGCAUUUUGGUCCCGACGCCAGGGCCCACACCUGUGUACGUCAGAGCGGGGAAUCAGUCGUGGCACCAGCAGCAGAACACCAUCCAGGGUCUCCAGGUCAAUGAGGAGUUUUCAAAGGGCAGCUCGUCACCUGGUACCACGAGGAAAGAGGACCCCAACACCGGCCAGGAAGAUGUGAAGAGCGGCAGUGAGGCACCUGCAGAGGUGGAGGUCAGAGAGAGGUUGACUCUGAGCACUUUCUCCAGGAUGAACACCAACUCCUCCGAUGAGUUUUUCCAGGCCACAAAUCAUGCAGAACAGACCUUUCGGAAGAUGGAGACCUACCUCCAACACAAGCAACUGUGUGAUGUCCUCUUGAUAGCGGGGGAUCACAAAAUACCAGCUCACAGGUUGGUGCUGAGCGCCGUGUCCGACUACUUCGCCGCCAUGUUCACGAGUGACGUGAGAGAAGCGAAGCAGGAGGAGAUCAAAAUGGAAGGAGUGGAUCCAGAGGCUCUCAGAUCCCUGGUUCAUUUCGCCUACACCGGUGUCCUUGAGCUGAAGGAGGAGACCAUUGAGAGCCUACUGGCGGCGGCUUGUCUCCUGCAGCUCCCACAGGUCAUCCAGGUUUGCUGCAACUUCCUAAUGAAACAGCUCCAUCCCUCCAACUGCCUGGGAAUACGCUCGUUUGCAGAUGCGCAGGGCUGCGUGGACCUGCUCAACGUGGCUCAUAACUACACAAUGGAACACUUCCUGGAGGUCAUUCAGAACCAGGAGUUCCUGCUCCUCCCCACGGCGGAGAUCGUGAAGCUGCUCUCCAGCGACGACAUCAACGUUCCAGACGAGGAAACCAUCUUCCAGGCGCUGAUGAUGUGGGUGCGCUAUGACGUCCAGCGACGCCAGCAGGACCUCGGGGUGCUCCUCGCCUACAUCCGCCUGCCGCUCCUGCCUCCACAGCUCCUCGCAGACCUGGAGAACAACAAAAUGUUCUCCGAUGAUCUGGAGUGCCAGAAGCUGCUGAUGGAGGCCAUGAAGUACCACCUCCUGCCCGAGCGCCGGCCCAUGUUCCAGAGCCCGAGGACCAAACCCAGGAAAUCCACCGUGGGCGCCUUGUACGCCGUCGGGGGCAUGGAUGCAACUAAAGGCUCCACCACCAUAGAGAAGUACGACCUGCGGACCAACACGUGGGUCCAGGUCGGCGUCAUGAACGGGCGGCGGCUGCAGUUCGGCGUCGCCGUCAUCGACAACAAGCUGUACGUGGUCGGCGGGAGGGACGGGCUGAAGACGUCCAACAUGGUGGAGUGCUACAAUCCCAUCAGCAAAGUGUGGUCCACUAUGCCGCCCAUGUCCACGCACAGACAUGGACUCGGUAUCGCCGUGCUGGAGGGGCCCAUGUACGCGGUGGGGGGCCACGACGGCUGGAGCUACCUGAACACGGUGGAGCGCUGGGACCCGCAGGCCAGGCAGUGGAACUACGUGGCCAGCAUGUCGACGCCGCGGAGCACCAUGGGAGUCACGGCGCUCAACGGAAAGCUCUACUCGGUGGGGGGCCGGGACGGCAGCUCCUGCCUGAGGUCCAUGGAGUGCUUCGACCCGCACACCAACAAGUGGAGCAUGUGCGCCCCGAUGGCGAAGCGGCGGGGGGGCGUGGGCGUGGCCACGUACAACAACUUCCUGUACGCCGUGGGCGGCCACGACGCCCCGGCCUCCAACCACUGCUCCCGGCUCUCCGACUGCGUCGAGAGGUACGACCCCAAGACGGACACGUGGACCACGGUGUCCUCCCUCGGCGUGUCCCGGGACGCGGUGGGCGUGUGCCUGCUGGGCGACCGCCUCUACGCCGUGGGCGGAUACGACGGCCAGUCGUACCUGAGCACCGUCGAGUCCUACGACGCGCAGAACAACGAGUGGACCGAGGAGGUCCCGCUCAACAUUGGAAGGGCAGGCGCCUGCGUGGUGGUGGUGAAAUUGCCUUGAGCGCUUUUGUCUCACGGCGGCACGAGGAACAAGCGCGAGAGCGGCGGCCGCAGCAGAGAGGAGUGGACAAACAAACCCACGGAUCAAGGACGCGUCCUUCGAGAGCCGUGUUUUUAUUUUGCUCCUUUAACUCGGCUCUUCAGAUUUUUCUGAGGGAAAAAACAGACGCAGCCGUGCCCAUGAACCAUUGUUUCUAUCAUUAGUGGACAUAUGUGCCCAGUGGGGGGCAUUGCUCACAUACUGGCAUGCGCUGGACAUUCUCCACAUUCUCAGCCGAUCUAGAGUUUUCACAGGCUCGGCAGCGCCGUGCCGAGCCUUUGUUGGACUGGCUCGUUAUACUAGUUGUGUGUACGUCUCAAAGACUCGUUGUGUUAAAGUUUGACUUGGACUAAAUCCGCUUAAGUGUGAAUUAGUUUUGCAUUCACGCACACACAUCUGUCAUCAGUGCCAUCGCAUACUUUCUAUUUUCGGGUUCAUAUUUCCCACGUGUAACCAAGUACCGGUCUCUUGGUAAAGCUUUUGGUCCCGUGAACCGAGGGCGACCCCUUUUUUUCCCAGGCUGGACUCAAGAACAGCAGAGAAGUCAAACAAUACAUUCAGACAUUUUCCUGAGUGACUUUUGACUUUUCUACUGAGCCUGUAGCUACAAAAACACCAAAGUCAUUGGCUGCUCUCACACAGGAAAUGAAAGGAAGGUUUACGAACUUGUGAAUUAUAGAGAAUAUAUCAUAUUGAUAUUUCACACAGCUGUACAGAUUCUAUUGGCGGUGGUGGAAUCACGCCUAAAGCAGGGAAUGUUUGACCUGAUUUACACGUGAUUAUAGAUCAAGAUCGCUGUCUUUUUAUUUGGCAGAGCCUCCACGCACAGCAGACGCCACCGUUUGUCCCAGAGUCCAGGAUCCGCUGUCUCCGUGUUGAUCUGUCCGUCUGCUUUUCCUCCCAUCAAACGUUCCACGCUUACUCCUCAGCUGAUCUCCCGAGUUUUAUGGUUCGCUCAUUCUUUGCCAACUCUUUGUAACUGUACUUCUGACGUGUUUCUAGAGGCCAAAAUGUCACUUUUUAUGUUUUUAUCAUAAUUUUGUACAGCAUGCAAACCAAUAAAUAAAAUGACUUCCGUGUCCUCUGCAUGUUUACUGAA
Betta splendens (Siamese fighting fish) is the source of this 4723-nucleotide messenger RNA. It is a transcript of the gene klhl4, whose product is annotated as kelch-like family member 4. The record is from RefSeq and is a predicted model, not a curated record. The transcript is spliced from 11 exons. The coding region runs from base 1393 to 3585 and encodes 730 amino acids. Gene Ontology annotation, molecular function: protein binding. Lineage: Eukaryota; Metazoa; Chordata; Actinopteri; Anabantiformes; Osphronemidae.